GUACAGUGACAAAGGUGUGAAGCCCGAGAGAGGUCGAUUCUUGCAUUUUCACUCGGUGACCUUCUGGGUGGGCAAUGCCAAACAGGCUGCAUCAUUCUACUGCAACAAGAUGGGCUUUGAACCACUAGCCUACAAAGGCCUGGAGACAGGCUCCCGGGAGGUGGUCAGCCACGUGAUCAAGCAUGGGAAGAUUGUGUUUGUCCUCACCUCAGCCCUGAACCCCUGGAACAAAGAGAUGGGUGAUCACCUGGUAAAACAUGGAGAUGGUGUGAAGGACAUCGCGUUUGAGGUGGAAGACUGUGACUACAUCGUGCAGAAAGCCCGGGAACGGGGUGCCAAGAUCGUGCGCGAGCCCUGGGUGGAACAGGACAAGUAUGGGAAGGUGAAGUUUGCUAUGUUGCAGACGUAUGGGGAUACCACACACACAUUGGUGGAGAAGAUCAACUACACGGGCCGCUUCCUGCCUGGCUUCGAGGCCCCAAUAUUUAUGGACCCCUUACUAUCUAAGCUGCCCAAGUGCAACCUCGAGAUGAUCGAUCACAUUGUGGGGAACCAGCCUGACCAGGAGAUGGUAUCUGCUUCUGAUUGGUACCUGAAGAAUCUCCAGUUCCACCGCUUCUGGUCCGUGGAUGACACACAGGUGCACACGGAGUACAGCUCUCUCCGCUCCAUCGUGGUGGCCAAUUACGAGGAGUCCAUUAAGAUGCCCAUCAACGAGCCAGCACCGGGCAAGAAGAAAUCCCAGAUCCAGGAAUAUGUGGACUAUAACGGGGGCGCUGGUGUCCAGCACAUCGCUCUUAAGACUCAAGACAUCAUCACAGCGAUUCGCCACUUGAAGGAGAGAGGAAUGGAGUUCUUGGCUGUUCCAUCCACAUACUACAAACAACUGCGGGAGAAGCUCAAGUCAGCCAAGAUCCGCGUGAAGGAGAGCAUCGACGUUCUGGAGGAGCUGAAAAUCCUGGUGGACUACGAUGAGAAGGGCUACCUGCUGCAGAUCUUCACCAAGCCCGUGCAGGACCGGCCCACGCUCUUCCUGGAAGUUAUCCAGCGCAACAACCAUCAGGGUUUCGGGGCCGGCAACUUCAACUCACUGUUCAAGGCCUUUGAGGAGGAGCAGAACCUAAGGGGAAAUCUCACUGACCUGGACACUAACGGGUUGGCUCCGGGCAUGUAG
Molecule: messenger RNA, 1174 nt
Organism: Chrysochloris asiatica (Cape golden mole)
Lineage: Eukaryota; Metazoa; Chordata; Mammalia; Afrosoricida; Chrysochloridae
Gene: HPD
Product: 4-hydroxyphenylpyruvate dioxygenase
Exons: 13
Coding region: 110-1174 (354 amino acids)
Biological process (GO): L-tyrosine catabolic process
Cellular component (GO): Golgi membrane; endoplasmic reticulum membrane
Molecular function (GO): 4-hydroxyphenylpyruvate dioxygenase activity
Source: RefSeq, a predicted model, not a curated record